AUGCAGACUGUGACUGCACCCUGCGACGUGAGGGGUCUGGUGUUGGACUUUCUGGCCGCGCACGAAACACAAGAUGAUAUGAAGGACUACCUAGCUCAUCCGGAGUGCAUUGCGCUCGACUGCAUCGCGCUUGGGGUAGAGUUUGAAAAGGACGAAGCCUCGGAUCGCACAUUGGGCAAGGCCACUGCCGUUGCUCGCAAUCUGGAGAAGGAAGAAGGCGAGAUCACCGAUGAUGAAGACGACACGUCUGACGCAUCCCAUGAUCCUCCCGACCAAGUAGGCUUCCUGUACCACGUCAAGCAGAAUAAUGAGUUGAGACUGAACGUCCCGACUCCAGCAUUUACGAUAGCAACAUCGGGCCCUAAGUUGCACGCAGCUCCUAAUGCUGCCAUGUUGUCUACGGCGUCUUCUACUGCGGACAAGCCAAGACGUAACCGAAGUGGGAAGGGUUCCCUCGAGCGUCUCAAGCAGCGCAGGCUUCAGCAACAAAAGGAACAAAAGGAGAAACGGAGGCGGAUCUCUCUGCAAGAGCGCGUUGCAUCUACUGGAACCACUGUCACCAUGCGCUCUUUCAAUAUGAAGACCGACGUCAACGUGACCAAAACGGGAUGGCAAGGCAGAGCCAUCCCUGUACUUUCACGUGAAGACAUCAAAGCACGCUGGUUAGAUGGGAGUAUCAAGGAAGAUGUUUCCAAAUUCCUACCUUUACCCUACACUGGCAAUGGACCUCAGUCCAUAGUCAAGGUAGUGGAUGUCUACAACAGGCUGUUCUUUUAUCGAGGUCACUGGCGCCAGUCAUCUCCUACUGUAGCCUUCACAAAGUGGCACCUAGACAACAAACAGAAGGUUGAUGCACUUCUCAGGGAUGAGCUGUUUAUAUGCUUAAAAUUCCAAAAAUCCUGUUGGUAUAUGUGUAUUGAUGGUGUAUGUGCACCCCAACUCCAGAUUCAACUCAAAGCACAGAUCAUGGCUGGUAAUUUGGGAGGCUGGCAUUGUUGUGGAAAUGCCACCCUGGACCCCAGUUAUCUGGCAUAUGCAGACCUCAAGUUCAUACACACUGAUGGCAGUGUCCCUACUAUUCACAAUUGCAAGGCCAUCCCAGGAGAUGAUUGUGGGAGGGGUUCUAUGGUGUGGUUCAAUAUGGCCACAAUGCUUCAAACAUCAGAGUCUGGGCAUCCUACUUUGAAACAGGCUGCAGAGGCAGGAGCUACUACCACAUUGGAUUAUAAUGUUGAGGUGGAAAGAUUGUUUCCCAAAACUAGCUAACUUUCCUACCAGUACAAUUAUGCUGUCUUGAUUACCUGUGUUAUUGCUAUGGUCCUAGAAGUGGUAUAUGCUGUUCCACAUUUGCAAAUGACAACAUGAGGAACACAACCCUUGUGGCCAAGAGUCAUAAAGUCAGAUCCUACAGUGAGUAUGCUCAAGUUGUCUGGAUUUCUGUCCACUCAUUCCUCUUUCCUUCCAUACCAAGACCAGACAGAGUGUGCAUGUCACAAUAGCAAUAUGGCAAGUCCCCUCCCAACUGCACCACUAAAUGUGAUAUGGCACUAUCAGACUGCAUUCAACAUGUUGAGAACACAGCACACCUAUGGAAGAUCUUGACGAACGAAAGCCGGUCCGACACAGAGGCACACGCACUCUCGAAGUCUGUACAAACCCAAUUCUUGAAGACAGCUGUGCUUGGAAACAUACUUCAGGCCGGUGUUUUCGAUUAGUCUAACUACAAGAACGUGCCAGGACACUCA
Molecule: messenger RNA, 1745 nt
Organism: Fomitopsis serialis
Lineage: Eukaryota; Fungi; Basidiomycota; Agaricomycetes; Polyporales; Fomitopsidaceae
Exons: 10
Coding region: 1-1266 (421 amino acids)
Source: RefSeq, a predicted model, not a curated record